Messenger RNA from Parathielavia appendiculata, 1212 nucleotides. Its product is annotated as methionine adenosyltransferase. The transcript has 3 exons. The record is from RefSeq and is a predicted model, not a curated record. Gene Ontology annotation, biological process: S-adenosylmethionine biosynthetic process. Gene Ontology annotation, molecular function: methionine adenosyltransferase activity; ATP binding. Gene Ontology annotation, cellular component: cytosol. The coding region runs from base 1 to 1212 and encodes 403 amino acids. NCBI's taxonomy places the organism in Eukaryota, Fungi, Ascomycota, Sordariomycetes, Sordariales, Chaetomiaceae.
AUGACUGCCAACGGCGUCAACGGUAGCAACGGCGAUGGCGUGAGCGGGUGGAAGCAUUACAACGAGGGCACCUUCCUCUUUACCUCCGAGUCCGUCGGUGAGGGUCACCCCGACAAGAUUGCCGAUCAGGUCUCGGAUGCUAUCCUCGAUGCCUGCUUGGCCGAGGACCCCUUAUCCAAGGUCGCUUGCGAGACGGCCACCAAGACCGGUAUGAUCAUGGUUUUCGGCGAGAUCACCACCAAGGCCAAGCUCGACUACCAGAAGGUUGUCCGCCAAGCCGUCAAGGACAUUGGCUACGACGACUCCUCCAAGGGAUUCGACUACAAGACCCUCAACCUGCUUGUCGCCAUUGAGGAGCAAUCCCCGGAUAUCGCGCAGGGUUUGCACCUGGACGACCGCCUUGAGAACCUUGGUGCUGGUGACCAGGGUAUCAUGUUCGGUUAUGCAACCGAUGAGACCCCUGAGCUGUUCCCCCUCACCCUCCUCUUUGCUCACAAACUCAACGCCGCUAUGGCUGCUGCUCGCCGCGAUGGCACCCUUCCCUGGCUCCGCCCCGACACCAAGACCCAGGUUACCAUUGAGUACAAGCACGACAACGGUGCAGUUGUUCCCCUCCGUGUCGACACCGUCGUCGUCUCUGCCCAGCACUCUGCGGAUAUCACUACUGAGCAGCUGCGCAAGGAGAUUCUGGAGAAGAUCAUUAAGACCACCAUCCCUGCCAAGUACCUGGAUGACCGGACUAUCUACCACAUUCAACCCUCUGGCCUCUUCAUCAUUGGUGGGCCCCAGGGUGACGCCGGUCUGACUGGCCGCAAAAUUAUCGUCGACACGUACGGUGGCUGGGGCGCCCACGGUGGCGGUGCCUUCUCCGGCAAGGACUUCUCCAAAGUUGACCGUUCCGCCGCUUACGUCGGCCGUUGGAUCGCCAAGUCCCUCGUUGCUGCCGGUCUCGCUCGCCGUGCUCUCGUCCAGCUCUCGUACGCCAUCGGUGUUGCUGAGCCUCUCUCGAUCUACGUCGACACGUACGGCACUUCGGAGAAGACGUCGGACGAGCUCGUCAAGAUCAUCCGCGACAACUUCGACCUGCGGCCUGGCGUCAUUGUCAAAGAGCUGGAUCUGGCCAAGCCCAUCUACCUCCAGACUGCCAAGAACGGCCACUUCGGCACCAACCAGAACUUCAGCUGGGAGAAGCCCAAGGCCCUCAAGUUCUAA